CAGACAGAGGAUGACGUCCAUUCACACGCAGGUAGAGAAGCACUGGCUGGGCUCAGUCAAGAUCCCCUUCAGCACCAUUUACUCCCAGUCAAAGAUUGAUGGAGCUUUCAAGGUGAACACGCCGGCCGUGUUGCUAGGAUACAGCAGGGAGCACAGCAGUAACAGCGUUUAUGAUCACUGGCGGAGCACGUGUGGAGGGACGUUCAUCCGACUCUUCAUCACCAUCGAACCUCAGCUGGUGCCUGGAGAGUCUAUUAGGGUGAAGUUGGACAGUCAGGAGGAUGAGCGUUUACUGCAGGCUUCAGGGAAGUUUGAGAAGGACGCAGCUCAAGGCUUCCCGGACCGACGCUGCGUCACCACAGUCAUAGACCUCAGUGGGAAGACGGUCUUCAUCACGCGUUACAUCCGACCACUCAACCCCCCACAGCAGUUCCUCGAUGCCUUUCCUAACAACCCUCAGGAGGCAACGACCCUGGUGGCCCGAUUUGUCUCCCUGAUCCCAUCUUUGCCGGACCAGGUUUCCUUCUCUGGAGCCUUUGACUUAUGGAGCACAUGCGACCAAUUCCUGACUCUACUGGCAGGAGAUGAGGAGGAACAUGCUGUACUGUUGUGCAACUACUUUCUCUUUUUGGGAAAGAAGGCCUGGCUUAUAAUUGGCACAGCCAUACCAGAGGGACCCACAGCUUAUGUGCUAACCCAUGAGCCGAGCGGCUACUUCAUCUGGAACCCCAGCAGCGGACAGUUCUAUGAAAAGGACGACGCCUUCUGCCCCCUGCAGACUGUGGGCUGCUUGGUUAAUUCUGACAAUGUUUGGUUGAACAUUCAGGAAAAUCCCUCACCUUUAAACACAAACUUUGACAUCACUAAGGCCAAUAUGUGGAAACCAUUUUUCUCCCGCUCCUUCUCCCACCCCGGGCUGUCUAGUGUACAGCCAGAGGAGUUGGUGUACCGCCAGACGGACGUAGCAGCUGCAGCUGAGCUUCAGGACAGAGUGGAGAAGAUACUGAAGGAGAAGAUUAUGGAGUGGCGCCCACUUCACCCAACUCGCUGGAACCGGUACUGUAACUCAACCCUGAAGCAGUUUCUGCCCAAACUGGAGCAGAGCCGCGGUCAGGAUGUGGCUGAGGGCCACCGCCUUGAGCUGCAGAGCCUCCUCGGAGACUACAGGAUUUCCGGAUUCCCGCUCCAUCUGCCAUUUUCUGAGAUCCAACCGAUUGUAGAGGCAGUUCACAGCACCGGGGUUCACAAUAUUCACUCAUCCAAUGUGGAGUUUGCGAUGGCGGUGUACGUGCAUCCUUAUCCUAACAACGUGAUGUCAGUGUGGGUUUAUCUGGCCUCACUCAUCCGCACGUGAUCAAAGACCGAACCUGUUCAACAUUUCACUAGCUGUUGCUUUUUAUUAUAACUUUUUAUCUUGUUUAUAAAGUACUAAUGUGUAUAUAUGUUAAUGUUUUGAUAAAUAUUUUCUACCUGUCAUCACUCCAGCAUCAGUUCUAAGUGCCUUACAGUAUUAAUUUGCCCUGAA
This is a messenger RNA of Cyprinodon variegatus (sheepshead minnow), 1525 nucleotides long. Its product is annotated as coiled-coil and C2 domain-containing protein 2A-like. The record is from RefSeq and is a predicted model, not a curated record. Gene Ontology annotation, cellular component: ciliary transition zone. The coding region runs from base 11 to 1354 and encodes 447 amino acids. Lineage: Eukaryota; Metazoa; Chordata; Actinopteri; Cyprinodontiformes; Cyprinodontidae. The transcript has 10 exons. Gene Ontology annotation, biological process: protein localization to ciliary transition zone; non-motile cilium assembly.